Rubroshorea leprosula is the source of this 2069-nucleotide messenger RNA. The record is from the annotation of a GenBank genome assembly. NCBI's taxonomy places the organism in Eukaryota, Viridiplantae, Streptophyta, Magnoliopsida, Malvales, Dipterocarpaceae.
GGCCAAACCUCUGCACCUCAAAUCUCAUCAUUUUCACAGGCUAUGAACUAAAGGGCGGAGAUAUAGAGGUAGUUUAGUUCAUGGAAGAAACAGUCAUGUUGCCCCGGAGUAGAAGAAACUCAACUUCUCUAAUUCGGUUAUUAUACUGCUGCACAAAAUCAGUACCAGAAACAGAACCAGAACCAGCAGCAAAAGUUGGGAACUUGGCGAACACAAAGAAAAAGCCCGGCGGAUGGAAAGCCAUGCCUUUCAUCUUAGGAAAUGAGACAUUUGAGAGGUUAGCCACUUUUGGGUUAUUGGCAAACUUUACGGUGUAUUUGAUGAGAGAGUUUCACAUGACUCCGGUUUCUGCUUCGAACGUUAUAAGCAUUUGGUUUGGUACAAGUAGUUUUGCUCCUUUGGUGGGUGCUUUUAUCUCUGAUGCCUAUGUAGGGAGGUUCAAAACCAUUGCUUUUGCAUCCUUUGCAUCUCUUCUGGGAAUGCUAACUUUGACGAUGGUUGCUUGGCAUCCAGCCCUUCACCCCCUACAAUGCAGACCUGGAGAUCAUCCUCAGCCCGGUCAAUGCGUAGGUCCAAAUGCAACUCAACUGGGGUUCUUGCUAACAGGACUAGGACUUUUAUCAAUUGGUGGAGGUGGGAUUAGGCCCUGCAGCAUCCCAUUUGGGGUUGAUCAAUUUGAUGCCACUACUGAUGAAGGGAUUAGAGGGAUCAACAGCUUUUUCAAUUGGUACUACAUGACAUUUACAGUGGUGCUCUUGAUCAGUUUGACUCUAAUUGUUUAUAUUCAAGACUCUAUUAGCUGGGUUCUGGGGUUUGGGAUACCUACUGUUCUCAUGGCAUGCUCAAUUGUCCUGUUUCUUAUUGGGACAAGAAUUUAUGUCCAUGUUAAGCCAAAAGGAAGUAUAUUGUCAGGCAUUGUGCAGGUACUUGUUGCUGCAUAUAAAAAGAGAAAACUUAAGCUUCCUGUGGAGGGAGAGGAAAAUGGAGUUUACUAUGAUCCUCCAUUAAUGAAAGAGAUUGUAUUGUCAAAACUACCCCUCACCAACAAAUUCAGGUUCUUAAACAAAGCUGCAGUGGUUAUGGAGGACGAUCUACAACCAGAUGUUUCUCGUGAUAAAUGGAGGCUGUCCAGCAUUCAAGAGGUAGAAGAGGUCAAAUGCAUUAUCAAAAUCAUCCCCAUAUGGGCCUCCGGUAUUGUAAGUUUCACCUCUAUGGUGCAGCAGGGUACAUUCACAGUCUCACAAGCCUUGAAAAUGGACAGGCACCUCGGCCCUAAGUUCCAAAUCCCAGCCGGUUCCAUAACGAUUAUAUCCAUGAUCACAAUAGGACUCUGGCUGCCAGUCUAUGACAGAAUCAUCGUCCCAUCCCUCCAAAGAAUCACCAAAAAAGAAGGCGGAAUCACAGUUUUGCAGAGAAUAGGAGUUGGCAUUUUCUUUUCCAUUCUAGCAAUGAUUGUUGCAGGGGUGAUUGAAAGGAAGAGAAAACUUACAGCAUUGCUGCUCCCAAACCCACUUGGAAUUGCACCAAUGUCUGUCAUGUGGCUAGCUCCACAGCUUAUCUUGAUGGGGUUCUGUGAGGCAUUUUAUAUGAUUGGGCUGAUAGAAUUAUUCAAUAAGGAGUUUCCUGAGCAUAUGAGAAGUAUUGCCAAUUCCCUUAUCUCUUGCUCCUUUGGCGGGGCAAGCUACUUGAGCAGCUUGGUGGUGAAUGUUGUGCAUGGAGUUACCGGAGGGCAUGGCCGGCCGGAUUGGUUGGCCAAUGAUAUCAAUACCGGAAGUUUGGAUUAUUUCUACUACCUCUUAGCAGGCAUGGGCGUUGUUAAUUUCGUUUAUUUUGUGUAUUUUGCAUGUCGGUUUCGUUACAAGGGUACUGUGCAACCAACAGAGAAAACGUCCCCUGAUGUUGAGCUCAGCUCCGUCAGACAGUGAAGAGAAUCAGGAGAAAUAAUGUUGGCUGUAGCUUUGUCGAUCUCAGAAACAAAAAGACAUAAUUAGAAUAGCUUCUUUGCAUUCAAUUUUAUCACUUUGUUUUGUAAAUUUUUAUUAACUUAAAAAUAAUGUUAUUUAGCCAUA